Molecule: messenger RNA, 215 nt
Organism: Dentiscutata erythropus
Lineage: Eukaryota; Fungi; Glomeromycota; Glomeromycetes; Diversisporales; Gigasporaceae
Source: the annotation of a GenBank genome assembly
AAGAAAAGGAGAAUUUUUUUCAUCCAAAUGAUAGCAUUGUUCUUAAACAGGCCAAAUUUGAAAUUAACAAUUGUAUAUAUAAUAUCAAUUAUGGAAAGAUUGAUAAGCAAUUAGUCGAACUACAAACUCAAGCUAUUGUAAAGUCAAUUGAUCGUAGCCAAAUUUCUCAAGAGGCAUAUAGAUCUUUGGCUAGACUUGAUGAAUUACUAAUCUGA